AUGUAAACGACAAUCUUCACGAUAAAACUAGCCAAGACUUUUAUCUAAGGGACAAUUAUUUUUAUUCCACGUUUUUACCGAAACGACCCAAGUGUCAUCCCCCAAAAGCAUCAUCCGACGACUAUGGUUGUGCUGAGUCGCGUUGGGUCGCCGACGAUGUCCGCGACUGUCGCCGGAAAUCAGCAGCAACAGCAUCCUCAUCAAGAGUGGGAUAUAAACGAUUCAAACGUUCCGAGGGUCGUAGAGUACGAUCCUUGGUGCGAGUGGGCUGACGGUCACGUUCGUCGGGUGUAUGGUCCAGACUGCGAAGAGGCCAGAAGACAUGCUUCGGGUUGGGCGAUGAGAAACACGAACAAUCACAACGUCAGUAUCCUCAAAAAGUCCUGUUUAGGAGUUCUUGUCUGCUCCUUGGGUUGUGCGCUACCAGGCGGAGGCAGGGUCCAUUUAAGACCGGCAAUUUGCGACAAGGCCAGGAAAAAACAACAAGGUAAACCGUGUCCGAAUCGUCAGUGCGCCGGGCGUCUUGAAAUCCUCUCGUGCAGGGGUCACUGCGGUUAUCCAGUUACGCAUUUUUGGAGGCACACGGAGCAUGCGAUUUUCUUCCAGGCAAAGGGUCAACAUGACCAUCCUAGGCCCGAAGCUAAGUCGACUUCUGAAGCUAGGCGAAGCGUCGGGGCUGGAAGACGAGUCAGAGGACUCGCCGUUCUAUUGGCCAGAGAAGCAGCACUUGGCACGAAGUUGAUGUCGCUCAGAGGUACAAAACGUGCCAAUACCGAAACGUUGGAACCUCCAACUCGCAUGGCACAACCCCCUCCCUUGGUAUCCGACAAAGGAUAUUCCUGUUCCUGUCCACCUUUCGAAUGUAUUUGCGGUCUCCAGACCGGUAGCAGUGUCUCGCCGUACCAUCAAGCGUCGCAACAUCAGCACCAUACGAUUUUGUAUCCUCCGCAGCAACAUCAGCAGAAUUCGUCGGGGGCUGAAACUCCCUACUGGCUUCAGGACACGAUACAAACGACUCAAGAAACUAAUCCAAGCGGUUUACAAAAUUAUUGUCAGAAUCCACCGGGACAUGGCAUCGACCAAGUUACGCAAGAUGCCGCGUAUCCUGACUUUCCGUCUUUCCCGGGGGAUCUGUUCCAGCCCGAAGAAAUAUUUCAACUGGACCAACCCCUGCGCCCUGAAUUCCCCGUUGUAAAUUCCCAUCAAGAUGUAACAAGAUCGCCACCAACUCUUUUGGAUUUGGGGAGCGGUACUAUAAAAUAUGAAUCCGCCAAAACUGAUCAGGAUCAAUCUUACUGGAGUCAACUUCUUAGCGAAGAUUCUAGCAGCAGCCAUUUGAGCAUUCCGCAAACCCAGGACGAGCGUUUACACUAUCCAGGAUUUGAAACAAGAAGAGGACAGGACUGUUACGUUACCGGAAAGAAUCUACAGGGGCAUAAUCAAUGCUUGCAGGAUAUUGUGGGAUACCAAACUCAGUCGAGAGUCGACCAAAUAUCUAAGGGUGAAAGCGAGUCGAAAUCUGGUCAAAAAAAUGGACAGGAACCUUACUGGAUUCAAUCACAGGACGAGAGGUUGAAUUUUCCAGAUUAUGAACAACAGAAAAACACCUGCAACUAUCCGUGCGUGAGAAGGUCAAGCGGCUGUUUUACGAUUGAUAAAAAUGAACAAUUUACCCAGGUCUAUCAGAGGAACAGAACCCCCCUUAAAGACCUCGGGCAACCCUUACAUGGAGAUCCGGGUCACACUGGACAAAGUCCGGUAUCAGAGGCGAAUCAAGGGUUCAAUGGCUUUGAAAAUUACCAUCAAGUCAUUGAGCCCCAUGCUUUGAGAGGUAGCGAAGAGCCUUGCUAUUACCCUGGAAAUGAACGGUGUCAUUACACCUGCGAAGUUCUAGAUACUAGACUUCCACAAAUAUCAUCGAGUACAAUGAUGGGAUUGAAUGGUGGAAGCGACCAAACAGUUGUUGGAUUCGGAGAUGUUCCAGAUUUGGAUAUGGCGCCUUUUAUCGAUUACACAUUUGUUGGUAUGUUAUGCAGUCCUGGGGCUAAUGGGGAUGCUCAUUCGAAUGGACCUCUGACCGGUGGCUGCAACGCCCUGCAGCCUACGCAGGCCUUUGUAGGCCAUCAUUAGCUUAUUGUGGGUAUUAUUUGAUUAGAAAAAAUCAUCGUGGUACUGUAAUUGUAACAUAAAUAAAUAUUAUCGAAUAUU
This is a messenger RNA of Athalia rosae (coleseed sawfly), 2208 nucleotides long. RefSeq lists its product as uncharacterized. Bases 124 to 2130 code for a protein of 668 amino acids. The transcript has 6 exons. The record is from RefSeq and is a predicted model, not a curated record. Gene Ontology annotation, cellular component: nucleus. NCBI's taxonomy places the organism in Eukaryota, Metazoa, Arthropoda, Insecta, Hymenoptera, Athaliidae. Gene Ontology annotation, biological process: regulation of transcription by RNA polymerase II; gliogenesis. Gene Ontology annotation, molecular function: DNA-binding transcription activator activity, RNA polymerase II-specific; RNA polymerase II cis-regulatory region sequence-specific DNA binding.